AUGAAUAAGGAAACAUCUGAAGAACCUUCAAUUGAACCUCAAGUUCAAGGUAACGAAUCCAUUGAAGAGACUCAACUGGAACAUACUUACUCAACACGAUCGAAAGAAAGGAAACGAGAAGAAGAACUUCAAAGGAAAUCCCAAUUAAAACAAAAACAACAUAAUGUAAUAAUCCAUCCUAGAUUGAAACCUGUCCCUUUCAAAAAUCUGGAUUUAAUUCCUGUUUCUUUACCAGAACCAAAUGCAGCAACAACAAUAAAUGAAAUUGAAUUUUUCCAAACAGAAGAUUUACCAUUAAAUAAACGCGGGUUUAAAUAUAAACAUUGUCGACCAAAUCCCAAUUUCCCUUCUAAUUUGUAUUCAACAACUGAUGUUCCACCUUAUCAUGUAUGUACAAGUUUAUUUGAUAGAUCUUCAGGUGUUUUAUUUAGCAAUGACCUAAAAUCAAUAACAACAUCACAAGGAUGGAGAUCAGCAAGAACAAAUGUUUGUAUACGUGAAGGGUCAUAUUACUUUGAAUUUAAGAUAUUGAAUUCUAAUGAAAAAAGUCAUGUUCGAAUAGGGAUUGGAAGAAAGGAAGCUAGUUUGGAAGCACCAGUAGGAUUUGAUGGUUAUAGUUAUGGGUUGAGAGAUGUUGAUGGACAAUUUAUGACGAUUAGUCGAAGACAAAAGUUGUGCGUUGAGAAUGGAUUUAAAACUGGAGAUGUAAUUGGAUUUUUGAUACAAUUACCAUCUUUGGAAGAACAUCGAAGGGCCAUAGAGGAAUUUGUCAAUGAAAAAUCACAAUUACAACCAGAACAAAAAUUGAAAAAAAGGAAAAAAAAGAAAAUAGAAAAUGAUAUUAAAGAUAAUGUAAAAUUCAUUGAACAUGGUAAUAUUGUACGAGAUCAAAUUCCUAUCAAAUACAAAAAUGGGUUAUAUUAUGAACAAUAUGAAUACACAACAACCAAAACAAUGGAACAUUUACUUAAUCCCGUGACAGUUUUCGGAGAGAAAGCAAUCAUAGAAAUGGAUGACAAAAGGAAAAACAUCCCGGUGAUUCCAAAUUCCAAAAUACGUUUAUUUAAAAAUGGAGUGGAGCAAGAGUCAAUAAUUGAUUUAUAUUCAUUUUUACCAACAAACAUUGAAGAUCAUGAGGAUAUUAAUUUAGGACCCAAUACUAAACAACAACAAAAUCCAAACUACCGAAAUACUGAUGAUGGAACAUUAGGGUAUUAUCCAAUGCUUUCAGCUUUCCAAUAUGGUGUAGUUAAUUUAAAUGCUGGACCCAAUUUUGAAUUCCCACCGCUGGAACCUGUCAAGCCAUUGAGUGAUCGAUACAAUGAACAAGUGGUAGAACAAUUUUAUUGGGAUAUCCUCGAUGAAGUGGAAGCUGAAUAUUUAGAUAGUUUUGAUUUAUAA
Candida dubliniensis CD36 is the source of this 1401-nucleotide messenger RNA. It is a transcript of the gene ASH2, whose product is annotated as Ash2p. The coding region runs from base 1 to 1401 and encodes 466 amino acids. Gene Ontology annotation, cellular component: Set1C/COMPASS complex. NCBI's taxonomy places the organism in Eukaryota, Fungi, Ascomycota, Pichiomycetes, Serinales, Debaryomycetaceae. The record is from RefSeq and is a predicted model, not a curated record. The transcript has a single exon. Gene Ontology annotation, molecular function: protein binding; transcription cis-regulatory region binding.